Ilex paraguariensis (yerba mate) is the source of this 962-nucleotide messenger RNA. The record is from the annotation of a GenBank genome assembly. Lineage: Eukaryota; Viridiplantae; Streptophyta; Magnoliopsida; Aquifoliales; Aquifoliaceae.
GUGAGAGAGAGAGAGAGUAUAAAAGGUAUCUUGGUUGUUUGAGACUAUCUCAGUUGCUGUUUGGAUGGGAUUUGGUCACGGAGAAGAGGAGGGGUCAUGAGGAAGUCCUUUAAAGAUUCUCUCAAAGCGCUAGAAGCUGAUAUUCAACACGCCAAUACCCUGGCUUCUGAUUAUCCAAGAGAAUAUGAUGGUGCUUGCCUUCAGAUGAGAUUGUCCUACAGUCCUUGUGCCCACAUGUUCCUCUUUCUAGUUCAGUGGACUGAUUGUCACCUUGCGGGCGCCCUUGGAUUCCUUAAAGUCCUAAUUUAUAAGGCAUAUGAGGAUGGUAAAACUACGAUGUCCAUUCAUGAAAGAAAAGCCAGCUUAAGAGAGUUUUAUGGCGUCAUAUUUCCCUCUUUGUUGCAACUUGAGAGAGGAAUUACUGAUGUUGAAGAUAGGAAACAGAGAGAAAUAUGUGCAACCAAAUACCAAAAAAGAUAUGAUGUGGACAAGGGCAAGUUAUCUGAAAUUGAUAUAGAGAGAGAGGAAGAAUGUGGUAUAUGCAUGGAGAUGAAUAGCAAGGUUGUCUUGCCUGACUGCAAUCAUUCUUUGUGUAUGAAGUGCUAUAGAAAUUGGCAUGCUCGGUCUCAAUCAUGCCCUUUCUGUCGGAAUAGCCUCAAAAGAGUGAAUUCCGGUGAUCUUUGGAUCUACACUUGCAAUUGUGAUGUUAUGGACACCGCUGCAAUUGCCAAAGAGAAUUUGAAGAGACUAUUCAUGUACAUUGAGAAGCUGCCUCCUAUAUUACCGGAUCCAAUGUUGGUUACUUUUGAUCCUCGUUCUUGAUGAAAGGUGCAUUCUACUAUAAUUGGUACAUAAUACCUGGCUUAUUGUAUAUAAUUUCAGUGUGUCUUUUGUUAGACAAAUAUUGAAAACUGUAAAUAUGUGUUGAUCAUUGUCAGCAAGCAGGCUUAGCAUAGUAGCCG